Molecule: messenger RNA, 210 nt
Organism: Rotaria sp. Silwood2
Lineage: Eukaryota; Metazoa; Rotifera; Eurotatoria; Philodinida; Philodinidae
Source: the annotation of a GenBank genome assembly
AUGAAUUCAAUGGCGAUAGCGAUAUUUUCAACAGUUCACGAAAUAUAUCCAACUACUGUCAAAAAUCUGCGUAAAAUGAUACCACCAGUAUCACAAUCAUGUUUUUUUUAUGUACCUGAUGAGUUUAAAUUAACUAUUGGAAAAGAACAAUUUUUAUUUAUUGAUGAAGCUCGUGUAAGACGUGAACGUUUUUUACUUUUUUGCAAGUAA